Cyprinodon tularosa is the source of this 877-nucleotide messenger RNA. RefSeq lists its product as uncharacterized. The transcript has 2 exons. Bases 59 to 631 code for a protein of 190 amino acids. The record is from RefSeq and is a predicted model, not a curated record. Lineage: Eukaryota; Metazoa; Chordata; Actinopteri; Cyprinodontiformes; Cyprinodontidae.
GAACUGCAAACGUUAAAGGCCAACUAGCUUCUUGUUAGCAUUUGAUCAGACAACAGCGAUGAGGUUCAGUCUGCUGCUGCUGCUCGGAGCACAGAGGAACAAUUUACUGUUCCCCUUGAUCUGCUCCGCGCUUCUGUUUCUGCAUCCUUCAGAACCGUGUGAUGCCGAGCGGCCCGAGUCCGGCACCAGCCCCGACACUCUGAUUCUAUGUCGGGCAUGUGGACAUGAGGUGGCGCGCGGCACGGACAUCCACUUCGUCCCCAGCCGCUUGGCGCUUUCUAGCCGCAACGACACUUCUGUAGGCGGUAGGAGGAUUCACGUCCAGCUCUUCGAGAACCCCCAUGGAUAUCAGUUCGAGGUUAUCACGUUCAGAAGAGCGGACGUCAUGAAGCACUGGCCCGCAGACAGACACUUCUCCUGGUACCCAGGGUAUUCCUGGACCAUGGCUACCUGUCCCAGGUGCAAAACUCAUUUAGGUUGGGCCUUCCAGCCAAGCAGCUGGCCAGAUACCAUCACUAACAGCAAAUUUGAGGAAUCAGAAAGUACAUUCUUUGCUUUAAUCACCAACAGAAUUCUGAGGGAAGACUUCGCUUCAAGUCUGCUUAUGACUCCAAAGUCCUUUACAAGCUGAUGAACUUAAAUGUAGUUUUUUUGCCUUUCAAAUAGACUUCCCAAAAAAAACAACCGUCCCUUUUUUGAAGACUCCCACACAUGCAUAUACAGUUUAGUUUUAUUAUUGUAACAAAGCAAGUUUUACACCUUAAAUUUGAAACAAGUGUAAACAUCAGGGAAACAUUUCUGUUAAAGAAACAGCAGAGGGGAACAAAAUUUACCAUUUUUUUUUUUCAGUUUUAUUCUUUAUUAAAAAUGUCAUUUC